Merops nubicus (carmine bee-eater) is the source of this 1635-nucleotide messenger RNA. RefSeq names its product FYVE, RhoGEF and PH domain-containing protein 5-like. Gene Ontology annotation, cellular component: cytoplasm. The record is from RefSeq and is a predicted model, not a curated record. NCBI's taxonomy places the organism in Eukaryota, Metazoa, Chordata, Aves, Coraciiformes, Meropidae. The transcript is spliced from 16 exons. The annotation marks the transcript as partial. Gene Ontology annotation, molecular function: metal ion binding; guanyl-nucleotide exchange factor activity.
GAUCUCUACGAAGGUAUCUUGAAAGCACUUAGUGAAGAAGAUGAAAAUGAACAGGAAGAAGUUAAACUCAAGCAGGGCUUAAGUGAACUCCCUGAAAUUUAUGAAUUGCAUCAAGACAUCCUGGGAGAACUGGAAGAAAGAGUCCUUAAAUGGGAGGAACACCAGAAAGUUGCUGAUGUUUUUCUCUCCAGAAAGUCAAGGCUGAAUCACCACACAGCAUAUAUCAUGCAGUUUGAUAGAAAUUUGGCUUUGCUAGAUGAAACCUGCCUUAAAUAUUCCCAACUGGCUACUCUAAUUCAGGAGUUUGAGCAGAGCUCUGGCGGCAGCCCUCGAAGUGUGAAACACCUGCUUCUGAAAGUGGUACAGCGUGUCUUCCAGUACCGUGUGCUGCUCACAGAUUACUUGAAUAAUCUUUGCCCUGAUUCUACAGAGUAUGAAGCUACACAAGCUGCCUUACUCAUGGUUUCUGAAAUGACGGACCGAGCCAAUGACAGCAUGCUGCAGGCGGAGAACUUGCAGAAGCUGGUACACAUUGAGCACAGUGUGAGAGGGCAGAGCGGGCUCCUCCAGCCAGGAAGGAUGUUUGUUAAAGAGGGAACACUGAUGAAAGUCUCUGGCAAAAACAGGCACCCUCGGCAUUUGUUCUUGAUGAAUGAUGUUCUGCUGUACACAUAUCCCCAGAAGGAUGGCAAAUACCAGCUGAAAAAUACCUUGGCUGUGUCAGGCAUGAAGGUCAGCCGCCCAGUGACAGAAAACGCCCAACAUGUCCUGAAGAUUGAAUAUGAUGAAUAUUGCCUGACCCUGUCAGCAAGCUCUUGCUUGGAAAGGGAUGACUGGUACAGCUGCAUCAGCAGACACAUCCCAGAUGACUACAAAGCUCACAACACUUCCACUUUCCACAGCAGCGUGGAGCUAAGGGAAAGGCUUGGAAUACCCUUGGGUGAGAGACCUCCUACGUUGGUACCUGUGUCCCAUGUCAUGAUGUGCAUGAACUGUGGCUGUGACUUUACCCUCACUUUGAGGCGACAUCAUUGCCAUGCCUGUGGGAAGAUUGUAUGUCGAAAUUGUUCAAGAAACAAGUACCCUAUGAAGUACCUCAAAGAUCAAGCAGCUAAAGUCUGUGAUAGCUGCUAUGUGGAACUUAAGAAAAGAGGUAAGAUUCCUUCAUCCUUGAGAAAACUAACAGACCCGUAGCGGCCACUAAGUGUGAGCUUCCCUCCAACUUCACCCAGGUGUCCAAGCAGUGCCUUCUCCUCUGUCUUUCACAAUAUUCAUUAUUCAUCUUUUAAGAAACACAAGAAGAUCCCUUCUGCUCUUACAGAGGUGACAGCCUCAGGAGAGGGAGCUACCAUCAGUGGUUACCUCAGCAGAUGUAAGAGGGGCAAAAGACACUGGAAGAAACGUUGGUUUGUUAUCAAAGGCAAGGUCCUCUACACCUACGUGGCAAAUGAGGACAAAGUUGCCACAGAAAGUUUGCCUUUGUUGGGUUUCACCAUUGCCCCAGAAAAGGAGGAAGGAAGUACUGAUACAGUUUUCCAUCUCUACCACAAGCAGACUCUCUUUUAUAGCUUCCGAGCAGAGGAUAACUCAGCACAGAGGUGGAUUGAAGCCAUGGAAGAAGCAUCCAUAUUAUAG